Molecule: messenger RNA, 2310 nt
Organism: Dermacentor albipictus
Lineage: Eukaryota; Metazoa; Arthropoda; Arachnida; Ixodida; Ixodidae
Source: RefSeq, a predicted model, not a curated record
CAAGAACAAGAUUUCCGCGGCACAAACACACAGCAUUGCACUGGACUGGCAUGCACUACUUCAAAAACCUGCCCCCAAGGAGCCCGAAAGUCCUCUUUAUAGCCUAUCCAGCUUUCGUGUGCGUCUUUCUGUUCUUCGAGGUAAGAUUCAUCUCGGCUUAUCUGAGCUGGGUGCAACCUAUUGGCCGCCUGUUCGACACGCCUGGCUGCACAAUGCCGCUCUACCCGUCCUUCCACCGAACCAUUCGGCGUGCGAACGAGACCGACACCAGCCUCCAAUGGCGCUGCCCAGGUCGCCGAGCCACUGUCAUCUAUCGCCGCGGCAGCGUCCUCUACAUGAAUAUGACUCGCCUGGCCAGUUACUACGGUGUCACCACAGCGACGAACUCUGUCUGUACCUUCCGAGAGGUGAUGAGAAACGAGAGCUCUGGUGUCAACCAUGACUGGGGCUUCUCGUUGGGGCCUACGAGACCGCUUGUUUUCGGCACGACCUUGUCUGAAGAGUUCGUCGCCGUGACGUGUGCGGUGGGUAAGCGGACGCUCUUCACCGACUACUUUCUACUUCCGCAGCGGAAGAGCCCAACGCUGAAGAAGCGCGUCAUCCGAGGAGAACGCCCUAUUAGUGUACUCGUCCUGGGAAUUGACUCAACGUCGCGAAUGAACUUCGACCGCCACAUGAAACGAACGCGGCGACUCCUGACGGAAGAGCUGUUUGCGUUCGAGUUUCUCGGCUACAACAAGGUGGGAGAGAGUUCUUUCGGCAACCAGAUUCCUCUGCUCACGGGGCUGGCGGGCGACGACGUGGAGAGGCUCUUUCGCAACCACACUUUUGACGAGCUGCCCCAUCUGUGGAGCGUCUACAAGGAGAGCGGGUACACUACGCUCUUUUUGGAAGAAAUGCCAGACUACGGGUUGUUCGUGUACCCCGACUUCCGGGGAUUCCGGAAUCCACCUACCGACUACUACCCUCUUCCCGCCGUGUAUGCCAUGGGAGUUCAAAGAGGACUCGACGACUACUGCGCCGGCUCUCGCCUUAAGGCUCAAGUUUUUCUCGACUACCUCGGUGAUGUACUCCAGCUAAACGCCCUCGACGACCGUCCGCUCUUCGCAUACGUGUGGCUCUCGGAUGUGCCCCAUAGCAAUGAUCACGCCUUGCUGGUACUGGACAAGCCAGUGCACGCACUGCUCCGAGACAUGCAGAAGCGUGGUGCCUUCGAUGACACAGCGGUUCUUCUCCUCAGUGACCACGGAGCCCGCUUCGGCUCGGCCCGGGCUUCCCAGAUUGGCAGGCACGAGGACAAGACCCCGUUCGCGUUUAUGGUGUUGCCGCAAAGGUUUCUGCGGAGGUAUCCCACAGCGGCAGCAAACCUCGAGGUGAACCAGCGGCGCCUCGUGACAGCGUACGACCUGCACGCCACCCUCCUGGCGCUGUCCCGAUACCCUCGCGGUGCCUUCGAGCCUUCCCUUUCCACGCAGAGGGGCAUCAGCUUGUUCGGUCGCGUACCUCCCGAAAGGAGCUGCGGGGACGCCUUUGUGAGUGCACAGUUUUGCGAGUGCCAGGGAAGUCACGUCGACCUCGACGAGCGGUCAGCGCUGGUGCAGUCGUUCGCCGGCUUCGUCGUGGAACUCCUGAACACACGAAACGAGGCAAACUUUCCCGGCUUGUGCAUCAAAUGGAAGCUGGCGAAGGUGACGGAUGCAUCCGCUUUGGGCGGCCAAGUCAUCGGUAAGGUGCUCCUGCGGGCACUCGUGACUACAACACCAGAGGCACACUUCGAGGCCUAUGGCCUCGUGCGCAACGGCACGUACCAGAAGGUGGACCUUGUCCAGCGGCUGGACUGGUACUCCAACCAGACGAGGUGCCUUCCUCCGAGUGUUUUCCAGCUUUCCGUACGCCGUCGCCAUCUCGGCCUCGCCAAAUACCCCCGAUCUUGUUUGCCUGGCCGCCAGGCAACUGGAGAUCGACCCCGAUGCAAAGACGACCACAUAUCUCUGGCUGUUUCCAUCGGUGGGCCAAGCAAUUCCAUUCAAGGUGAAAGCAGCAGAAAAACCAGGAACGAUGACGUUCACAGUAGGAGAAGAUAUGACUCCACGAGAGGGCAUAAUUUACUACACAGAUUACAAGACAUGUGCUGUUGCAGACUUGGAGUAUCAUGGACACGUCUGUGUACUGUGGACAAGCAGAGAAGUGAAGGACUCAGUGCCUCAAGAAUGCAUCAGCUAUUUUGAAGAUACCUGUGGUUUCACAGUUGACCAGCAUAGCAGGGAUCUCUGCCAUGAUGGAGAAGGCGACUAUUAGUUAAUAUAGAAG